Camelina sativa (false flax) is the source of this 1996-nucleotide messenger RNA. RefSeq names its product WEB family protein At2g40480. The record is from RefSeq and is a predicted model, not a curated record. Lineage: Eukaryota; Viridiplantae; Streptophyta; Magnoliopsida; Brassicales; Brassicaceae. Gene Ontology annotation, cellular component: cytosol. Gene Ontology annotation, biological process: chloroplast accumulation movement; chloroplast avoidance movement.
CUCGUUAAGAUCACUCUCUCUUCUUUACACUCUCCGAGUGGUGGGUGGUGUAGUGCAGUGGUGGUGGUGUGACUCUGUAACGAGAAAAGCACAAUCAUUUCGAUACCUUCUUCAAAAAGCUCUUUUGCUUUUCUUUUUUUUUUUUUCUUUCUCUCUUUUGUAAUUUCAUUAAUUAUGAUUACUGAAAAGGCCUUCUCUUUAAAUCCUUUUACCAAAACAAUUCAUUGUUCUUUGUGUUGGCGAUGGCAGAGGAGGAGCAGCAGCAUCAACAUUAUCCUGUGGCCGAGGCGGUUCCGGGUACGCCUGGGAUCCAUCAGGUGAUGAUCCAACCCGGGUCUGAGAGUUUCGGGUUCUGUGUUGAUCCCGUUGGUGUUUCCAGUGUACCUGGGAUUAGGAGAGUGGGGUUGAGAGCUGAAAUAGAUACGUCUCCUCCGUUCGGGUCAGUUCAGGAGGCUGUAACUCGAUUCGGUGGUCGUGGCUCUUGGGUUCCUUUCAAGCUUGAAGACAGUUUCUUUGUCAAUGUUCAGAAUGGAGAAUUUGACAUAAAGAGAAUGGAAGAGCAUGCAGCGGAGCUAGAGAAGGAUCUGAUAGUCAAAGAGCUGGAGACUCUGGAUGUUUUAGAAGCGCUUGGAUCGACUAAAAGGAUCGUUGAAGAUUUAAAGCGGCAGCUUCAGCAAGAAGCCUUGAGAUGCACUGAACAUCUCAGUUCAGACAUCAAAGAGAUGAACGAUGAGCAUUGCCAUCACAAUCCCAUGUCAUCUCCUGAUCUGAUCUUAAUGGAACUGAAGCAAGCCAAGAUGAAUCUUGGUAAAACCAUGAAUGAUCUUGUAGUGACCCAAUCAUCUGUGGAGUCUCUCAAUAAGAAAAUGAAAGAAGAGAAACAUUUCCUUGAGAAGACACGGGCGAAGCUAACGUAUGGGUUUGGAGGACCGUUAUCUCUAGCUGAGGAGCUGAGUCGGAUCAAGGUAAAACCACAGGUUGUUGUAGAUGAGCCACUAAGGGAACGGGUUAAGAUGGUUGCUGCUGAAACAGAUGAAACGGGUUUAAACCAGCAGAACAAGAACUGUCUGAGAACUGCAGAGAUGAGACUAGUUGCUGCUAGAAAAAUGGAAGAAGCUGCAAGAGCAGCUGAAGCACUUGCGUUAGCUGAAAUAACAAUGUUAUCAUCCAACGGUGAAAGCCAAGACGAUGAUUCAGAUUUUUGCUUUCCAGAGCCUCCAAGAUCUCCGGUAACACCUAGAGGACUAAGGUUCGAUAAUAAUGACUUUGAUAAUAGCACAAGCAGAGGGGUUUUGAAGAAGCUUGAGGAAGCUACUGAAGGGGUUAAACAAAGCAAACAAGCUUUAGAAGCUGCGUUAAACAGAGUAGAGAUUGCUAACGUGAAGCAACUUGCAGCUGAAAAUGCUUUCCGCGGCUGGACAAAAGGCGAUAAGUUUACACCUUUGAAUCAUCAUACACGACGCUCCUUCUUCAGCCAUUUGAACAAGCACCAUGAGCCGCAGCAUGACAAUAUACCAAAGCCAGUGUUAAAGUCUAAUGUCUCAAUGCGCGAUGUUCUAAGACGUAAGCAAGUUCCAAAGGAAGAAGACGUUGUUGUUCCUGAGAGGCAGAGCCAUGAAGGACAAAUCCCUAGGCGAAAUGCGAAUUUGAGCCAAAUGUUGAAGGAACUGAAACAAGAUGUAAAGUUUUCGGCACGAGCAGAGAAAGAGGAGGUACAUGAAGAGAAACAGUAUGUCACACAGAGGAGAAAGUUUGGUUUUAUACACAUAACACUUCCAUUGCAGAAGCAGAGCAAGAAAAAAUCAAGUCUUUAAAAAACAAAAACACCUUCCACUAUUUCUAUUUUUUUAGUCCUUAAUUAUUUGUUUGUAAUUGGUUUUUUUUUUUUAAUUUUGGUUUGAUGUUGUGUGUGAUUGCUUUUACAUGUCUUUAUAUUUGUUGUUUUUCAGAAAAAUAAACAUACAAUGAAAGAAAACAUUAUGGUUUGAACUUUGAA